Molecule: messenger RNA, 372 nt
Organism: Thlaspi arvense
Lineage: Eukaryota; Viridiplantae; Streptophyta; Magnoliopsida; Brassicales; Brassicaceae
Source: the annotation of a GenBank genome assembly
AUGUUUUCAAAGAGCUCAACCACCAUUGGCCUCAUCAUCAUCUUCCUCAUUGUCAGCCUCGCCGAAGCUGACCUCUUCCUCUCACCUACGGCCACUGGCUUUGGUACGUGCCCUAGAGACCCAUUGCAACUAGGUGUAUGUGCCAAUGUCCUUGGCCUAGCCAAUGUAACAGCUGGUGACACCAGAGCACGAACAUGUUGCAGUACCCUCAAUGGCCUUGUGAACGUCCAAGUAGCCGAUUGCCUCUGCUAUGUCUUCAGACCACUCCCUUUGGUUUUCGGUAUCGAUAAGGCCAUAAGAGAAAUAUUUUUCGCUUGUAAUAUGGUUUUUCCUAUAGGACGUGAUAAGUGUUGUUAUCAGUACGAAGAAUAA